Leguminivora glycinivorella is the source of this 1298-nucleotide messenger RNA. RefSeq lists its product as uncharacterized. The record is from RefSeq and is a predicted model, not a curated record. NCBI's taxonomy places the organism in Eukaryota, Metazoa, Arthropoda, Insecta, Lepidoptera, Tortricidae. The transcript is spliced from 2 exons. Gene Ontology annotation, molecular function: protein binding. Bases 210 to 1103 code for a protein of 297 amino acids.
AUCUCACUGACACAAGCAUAGUACGCGUUCACCUACACGAGCUUAGACUGUGUGCUAGGAACGCGCCUCUUUCAUAUGUUUGAUCGCCACUGUUCGAGAUGUGCCAGUGCCUUAUAAAGGGUUAACUUAUUAUUCUGCUUACAGACACCCAGCUAGAUUGAUGAAAACGGUUGAAUCCCGCACCAUCACCAUAUUUUCCUUCAAUCACCAUGCGUUUACUAAAGGACAGCUUCUUCACUGUCCUGCCCAUAUUUGCCCUCUUCACGAACACAGGCGCUCAAAAAUGUGACCGGAUCAAAAUCGGGAACGAAUACUACAAGAGACAACUCAUAGCUUCCAUUGACGGCUACCCCACAGGCAUCGUCGUUGAUCCAAGAAAUGAUAACAUUUUUUUUGUUCUACAUAAAAGGAAUUACACACGAGGUAUACAUCUACUUAAACACGGCGCUUUAGGUAUAAAAGAAAUACCUAUAGGAGAUGAUAUGAUAGGACAAUGUAUCGCUGUAGAUGUCCCAAGCAACGUCAUCUACUUUGGAACAAAUCAAGGAUUGGUUACAUUCGAUGCUUCCAGAGAUAUAGUUGCAGCAGAAAGACCGAUCGGCGAUGAUGACAUCCGUUCCAUAUUUAUAGAUAAAACUGACAAUCAAAUGUAUAUAUCGACUGGACCUAAUCAUGAGAUAUUCAAAUUCGUAAACGGAUCAUAUGCAGUAAGAAGGUAUGAGAGGGUCAUGAAAGCGUACAGCUUUCUGUUAGACUCUCAAGCCAAUGCUUUUUACGAAUUCAUCGAUGGAAGAAUCUACUUUUUCGCGACUGAUUACUAUGAGCCUAUACAAUACAAAGGUUUUUCUAGAGAAUUGAAAUACAUACUGAGGUUGAACCAUUUAGAUGAAGCAGUUGUGGCUGUAAAAGGGUCUCUGUUUAAAUUGACAACGAAAAGCAUGUUGCCGGUGAAAAUUGGACAACUCGGGUUCAAGAUUACUGGAAUUGCUUAUGAUGCGAAGAAUAACAUAAUUGUUGGGACUAAAGGGAAGAUAUAUAGAUACAAGCCGAUAGUGAGCAGUGAUCCUUGUCCUGCUGACGACUAUUUCAUGGCCACAAUUUAAGAGGAUCAAUUCUAAGCCGAAGGUACCUUUCACUAAACUAUAGCCCUUACUUACUGGUUUAGAAAUUUGUAGGUACUGAAUUACAUACACUUUGGGUUACUUAGAGGCCAGUGAUUAGAUUUUUAUAAGGUACAGCGGGGCAAAUCUCGACUCGGGGGCAAAUGUAACUGGUCCAUUUUUUCCAUGUUUUAUAUG